Molecule: messenger RNA, 3471 nt
Organism: Centrocercus urophasianus (Greater sage-grouse)
Lineage: Eukaryota; Metazoa; Chordata; Aves; Galliformes; Phasianidae
Product: centrosome-associated protein 350-like
Exons: 5
Coding region: 463-2703 (746 amino acids)
Biological process (GO): microtubule anchoring
Cellular component (GO): centrosome
Molecular function (GO): microtubule binding
Source: RefSeq, a predicted model, not a curated record
UCCGGAAAUACAACAGUGCAAAAUGAUGAUGCACAGCUUUUGCAUGAGAAAAGCAUAUCUGGAGAACUCGAUCAGAUUGUAUCUCUGCCCUUGUCCACACAGGGAAUUUCUGGGGAAGUCCAUACAGAAACCACCUCCAUUGGGUCUUUGCAGAGGUUGGCCUCAGGAACUCAUAAGAACUCAAAAACUGACAGGCAAGCCACAAAGGAACUGGGGAAUGGACAGUUUUCUUCCUCAAAAAAGCAACUGUUUCACUCUGAGAACUCUUUCAGAAGUGAAGAUUAUACAGUUUUUAUUAGUGAUGAGGGCCUUCCUCUGGCUGAUGAGGCUACCUUGUCAGAAAUACUGUCUCCUGUUGAUGAAGUGUUGUCCUAUGCAAGUGCUGACUUGCCAUCCUCUAAUAAAAAGGAUUUGUCAUUUGCAAGGGAAGAUCUCCCUCCUCCCCCUUUGGGUGUAGAUGCAAUGAAAAAUGAUGAUUCUAGCUUCAGUACAGAUAAUUUCCCAUCUCCACCAGAACAAAUGACAGCCCCAGAGACUGGACAAUGUAUGAAUGAAGAUGUAUCCCUGAAAAUGGAUGCUUUUCCCCCAUUACCUGAUGACACUGUGUCUGAAGAAUAUCCCUCGUUCAAUCGAGAGCCAGUUGAUAUCUUUUCAACUCAGGAAGGUAACCUCUCAGAACAGUAUUUAGUUGAAGUUAUUUCCUGUGCAAAGGAGCACUUGUCAGAAUACCAUGAAGGAGAACAGGAGAUGCCUUCACAGUCUUUGGAGCUUCUGCCUGUGUCAGAUCCUAUUUCUUCUAGUCAGGCCAGUAAAAAUCCUGCUUCCAUGAUGAAACAAUGCGAAACAUACAUAACGCUGCCAUUAGCUGGGGAGGACAGUGAUGACCCAUUGUCAGCAUUUGAAAUUGGAGACAGAGUAUUAGUAAAGCAGACCCAACCUGGAACCCUGAUGUUCAAAGGACGGACUCGUUUUGAUAGCGGCCACUGGGCUGGUGUCGCACUGGACAAAGCUGAAGGUGAUCAUUCUGGAACUUACAAAGGGGUGAAGUAUUUUGAAUGUGCACAGCACUGUGGUGUCUUUGUCAGACCUGGUGAGAUUUCACACCUGUUGGAGGAUAACAACAAUGGUUCCAGUUCCACUGGGGAUGAAGACUCAGACUCCUUCUAUGAUGAUGAAUCCUUCAGAAGAGACUGCAGAUACCCUGAAGUUGGUGAGCAGAGUGCAGGGGUAACAGAGCAGAAAGCUGAAGAUACGAAAAGUCCAGGAGGAUCAGAAGUGUCAGAAAAGAAGUCCAGGCUGUAUGUUGCGUUGCAGUGUGGAAGAAGUCAAACACUUCCACAUUCUGACCACUGUAAAUGUGAUGAAUGUCAUCACCAAAACAACUUAAUGUGCUGGGGAUCAGAUAAAGAAAAAACAGAUUUGAUACAAAUAAAACAAGGGGUGCUUGCAGGUGUGCCUCCAAAGGGAAGUGAGGCUAGCCAUGCAGAUGGCAUGAACACAAACAAAAGUGUUUGUUGCUUGGUAGAGGAUCAGAAAAGAAAUAAACUCACUGAUGAUAUCGCAGCUGAACUCAGUAAGAAACUUCUACUUGAUGCGUUGAUUGCAUUCUCUGAAACAGCUCAACACAAAUACAAAGGUGCCUUUGAAGAAAAUGUGGUGAAUUAUAUCAAAGGCCUAAAACAAGGGGACAGUCAGAAACAAUUUCUUAUCAAAGAAAAUCCACUUGCUACCUUAACUGAGCAAUCAGCAAAGGUUGCUGAUCUUUUACUGCAUGAUUUCAAUAUGCUUAGCAUUCACGGUUGUCACACGAUAGCAGAAAGAAUUGUGACUAAAUUUGUAGGGGAUGCAGUUAAGGAAUAUAAGAAGAUUAAAAGAAAACAAGGAGUAAAAACAGACAAGAGGUUUCCUUCAUCUUCAGAGACUUCUCCAACUACUUUGCCUUUCCUUUUAAAAAUCCUCGAUGCUGGUGUUUUUGGAAGCUCUGAAGACUUUGAUCAGCCUAACUCUAAUGAACGCGCUCUGGAAAGACAAACACAAAAGCAAUACUUGUUGGAUCACUGGCACUCAGCUCCUUGGAAGAAAACUGUAGAGGUUCCCCUUGUGGUACCACACUACACUUCAUAUGUAAAGAACUUGUCUGCAUAUGCUGUAGAAGAAUUAUGGACUCCAGAAAACAUUUAUUCGAAUUUCACAAGAACCAGUGUGCCAAAGCAGUCUGAGUGUAAUGACUUUCCAGGGAGUGAUUUGGAAACAGAAAGCAAAAGGAUGUAUAAUCAGGUUAUAUUCGAUUUGACUCACGAGCUUCUACGUGAGGAGUAUCAAGUGACUGCACAUCCAAAAACAUUUCCGUGGUUGAAAGAAAACUUGAGAUCUUGCUGUUGUUGGUGUCGCUGCAGAAGCACAGAUGUCAAUGAGGUUAAGACAUUUGUUCAGGGGGAAAUGAUUAAAAUAAUGAACCUGGAAAGGAAUGACUUAGAAGGGAAAAGAAAAUUCCUUAAUAUGACUAAGUAUGGAAACUGUGAGAGAGACAGAGUGGAUCUCAUCCUGAUUCAGGAGCUCCACAAAGAAGAAUCUCAGUGGACUUACUAUGGUGAUGAUGAAUUAACUGUGAAGAUGAGCGUGACUGAAGACAUAUUUGACAGCUUGAUCCUUGAUACAGUCAGAGUUCUCAACAGGAUUUAUUUGAGAAAAGCCAGUGAUUAGAAGUUUGCCCUCAUGGUGGAGUUUUAAUCCCUGACUUCUAAGGCAAGAGAUGCACGAUUAAUAAUCUUAACUCUGAGCUUUACCCAAUACAGGUGUGGCCUGAGUUACAUGUUCAUAUUUACAAUGAAAGGAUGCAAGUAACAAAAAUGCUACCGAAAACUUUCUUCUUCAGUUUUGAACUUUGGAAACGCUGAUUAAGCUCAAUACUCUUCUUAGAGUGGUUUUACACGUGAUUUAAGUGGUGCAAUUUUAUUCUUCUGUUUGUUUGGUUGGUUUUUUUUUAUCAAGAUAGCAUUUUAUUCACCUAUGCAUUUUAAGAGCUCCUUGUGGGUUUUAAAAUUGUGUAGGAGUCUAUGAUUAUACAGACAGGGUUCAAAAGCAAUUUAUGUGUAAAUGAUCUUAUUCUUCAUUAUCACACUCUGGUUGUGAAUGAUGAUGGAUGAAUCACAUUUUAAGAAAAAUGUUCAGGAAAUCAAUGCUGUCUGUCUUCAGAAAAUCAGGGCGCAGAUGGAAUUAAAUCUUACAGAAAGUAAAUCGUUGUUGAUCUCUUGGAAUAAACUCUUCUAAUGGGAACAAGUCUAAAACUUCUCCUGAGGGGCUCCACACCAUUACAGAGGUGAUGGUGCACCAGUUUUUACAUCCUGUAAGUGUUUGUAUUUAAAAUCAUAUUUACAGACUAAUGAAAUGCACUUUGUUUCUGUUUUCAAGCACUGAUGGUUUAGCUGUUUUCAUACUGAAUUGCUUUCUGAAUAAACAAAAUAAAUCGAA